AGGGGCUACGCCUACUCCAGGCGGCUGUGUCAACGCUUGGGAAAGUCGCAGCGGGCGCCCGACUGCCUCUGCCCUUGAAAGCUUUUCCUGGCGACCAUGGCCGGGUCGGCGGUACUUCUGCGAGGCGGCGUCCGCGGGUGCAGCCCCGUGCUUCGGAGGCUGAUGCAGGAAAUAAGACACGUGGAACGAAAUUAUGGAUCAAAACCUACUUUGAAUGACGUGGUCAUAGUUAGUGCCACGAGAACACCCAUCGGAUCCUUUCUGGGCAGCCUUUCCUCACUGCCAGCCACUCAGCUCGGUUCCAUUGCCAUUCGGGGUGCCAUUGAAAAGGCAGGGAUCCCAAAGGAAGAAGUGAAGGAGGCCUACAUGGGGAACGUUCUACAAGGAGGGGCAGGGCAGGCCCCUACGAGGCAAGCCAUCUUGGGUGCAGGUUUACCUACUUCUACUCCGUGCACCACUGUGAACAAAGUGUGUGCUUCGGGAAUGAAAGCCAUCAUGAUGGCCUCCCAAAGUCUCAUGUGUGGACAUCAGGACGUGAUGGUGGCAGGCGGCAUGGAGAGCAUGUCCAACGUUCCCUAUGUAAUGAACCGAGGCGCAACACCGUACGGUGGGGUCAAGCUUGAAGACCUGAUAGUAAAAGAUGGACUAACUGACGUCUACAAUAAAAUUCACAUGGGUAACUGUGCGGAGAACACUGCAAAGAAGAUGAACAUCGCAAGAGAUGAACAGGAUACUUACGCUAUUAGCUCUUACACCAGGAGCAAAGCAGCAUGGGAAGCUGGAAAAUUUCAAAAUGAAGUUAUUCCUGUCACAAUUACAGUAAAAGGGAAACCAGAUGUAGUGGUAAAAGAAGAUGAAGAAUACAAGCGUGUUGAUUUUAGUAAAGUUCCAAAGCUGAAGACAGUUUUCCAAAAAGAAAAUGGCACGGUAACAGCGGCCAACGCCAGCACGCUGAACGACGGGGCGGCCGCCGUGGUUCUGAUGACUGCAGACGCAGCCAAGAGGCUCAACGCUAAGCCGCUGGCAAGAAUAGCAGCAUUUGCUGAUGCGGCUGUGGACCCCAUUGAUUUUCCAGUCGCACCUGCCUAUGCCGUACCUAAGGUUCUUAAAGACGCAGGGCUGAAAAAAGAAGACAUUGCAAUGUGGGAAGUCAACGAAGCCUUUAGCCUGGUUGUACUAGCAAACAUUAAAAUGCUGGAGAUUGAUCCCCAGAAAGUGAAUAUUAAUGGAGGAGCUGUUUCUCUGGGGCAUCCGAUCGGGAUGUCUGGAGCCAGGAUCGUGGUUCACCUGGCUCAUGCCCUGAAGCAAGGAGAGUAUGGUCUCGCCAGCAUCUGCAACGGAGGCGGAGGAGCCUCUGCCUUGCUCGUCCAGAAGCUGUAGACAACCUCGGUGUGCCAGGAGACAGCCCUGCACAGCUCCUGGGACAGCUUACGUGCAAAUGCUUUAAUUUUUUAUUAUUUUCUAUUUUAACUUUUAAAAAUAAGAAAAAUGAUCACAUCCCCAAACCUCUUGAGAUUACAUUUUUUCUUCUGCUUUAAUUUUCUGGUACUGUCAUUUAAAAGUUCGAUACAUUUC
Chinchilla lanigera (long-tailed chinchilla) is the source of this 1575-nucleotide messenger RNA. It is a transcript of the gene Acat1, whose product is annotated as acetyl-CoA acetyltransferase 1. The record is from RefSeq and is a predicted model, not a curated record. The coding region runs from base 97 to 1380 and encodes 427 amino acids. Gene Ontology annotation, molecular function: acetyl-CoA C-acetyltransferase activity. NCBI's taxonomy places the organism in Eukaryota, Metazoa, Chordata, Mammalia, Rodentia, Chinchillidae. Gene Ontology annotation, biological process: fatty acid beta-oxidation. The transcript is spliced from 12 exons.